AUGCUCUUACGGAGCGGGUGUCACAUCAAGGUUACUCGAGAGAACAAAAUUGAAAAGGAACAAGCUGAAUACUGCGUUUCUGGGCUGCUGGGAGGUCGUCUGGGCCUGCAUGGAGUGUGCUCUACAAUGACAAAGGUUCGGCUUUUAGAUGCUGUAGAGAAAGGAUGUUCUGUGUGUGAGGAGCUGCAGUGUGAUGGGUCUGUAGGUUUUGGAGGAAGUCCUGAUGAAAAUGGAGAGACGACAUUGGAUGCAAUGAUUAUGGAUGGGACAACACACGAUGUAGGAGCAGUUGCUGCCUUGCGGAGAGUUAAGAGUGCAAUAUCUGUUGCUCGAAUGGUACUUGAACAUACAACACAUACAUUGCUUGUGGGAGAUCAGGCUACAGAGUUUGCUCUCCAGAUGGGAUUCAAGGAAGAAAAUUUGACAACUGCUAAUUCUGUUGAAAUACAUGAGCACUGGAAAGAAAAAUCCUGCCAGCCUAAUUAUUGGAAGAAUGUUCAGCCAGAUCCCACAGCAAGUUGUGGACCCUAUACCCCUAUAGAUGUAUCAAAGAAAAGUAAAAAAUGGGCAACUGCACAAGAGGGGAAAAAUUUUAAUACCAGGAACCACGACACUAUUGGAAUGAUUGCCAUAGAUUCUCAAGGACACAUUGCUGGUGGAACAUCAACUAAUGGGGCCACUCACAAGAUUCCCGGUAGGGUUGGAGAUUCCCCGAUUCCAGGCAGCGGAGCUUAUGUUGACAGACAUGUGGGAGGUGCAGCAGCCACAGGGGAUGGAGACGUAAUGAUGCGCUUCAUGCCAGCUUUGGUAACAGUUGAAGGAAUGAGGUCUGGUUUAUCUCCUCAUAAAGCUGCAGAACUAGCCCUAUUUCAGAUUGGUAUGUAUUACCCAGAAUUCAUGGGAGCAAUUGUUGCCACGUCAAUUACUGGCGAGGUUGGGGCAGCUUGUCAUGGGUUUGAUAAAUUCCCGUAUUCUGUUGCAAAUCCAACACUGCAGGGAGUAUCUGUGAUGGAAGUUCUUUGCUUUGGUUAAUGGUUAGUGACAGUCUUCAUAUUUGAUGGACUGCAAGGAUAAAGAAAUUUUGUAGCAUUUUUAAUGCAAUGAAUGUUUUACCUGUAUUCAAGGACUCUUCAGAGUGAAUGUACUUAUAGUGUUGUUUUCAUAUUUUUGUUGUCACUUUUUAGUAAUCU
This is a messenger RNA of Penaeus vannamei (Pacific white shrimp), 1190 nucleotides long. Lineage: Eukaryota; Metazoa; Arthropoda; Malacostraca; Decapoda; Penaeidae. The record is from RefSeq and is a predicted model, not a curated record.